Messenger RNA from Effrenium voratum, 150 nucleotides. The record is from the annotation of a GenBank genome assembly. Lineage: Eukaryota; Dinophyceae; Suessiales; Symbiodiniaceae.
AUGGUUGGCCAUCCACGCGCUCGUGGUCCCCACGGUCUUCUUCCUGGGCGCCAUCAGCUCCAUGCAGUUCAUCCAGCGCUGAGCAUGGAGCCUCGGAGCGCCCGAGGGUUUUGGGUCGGAUUUUUCAAGUCGCCGGGUUGCCAACAGUGA